GUGACGUUAAAAGAUGUCCCUUUCAAUAAUUGAGAUCCUUCUAAAUUCUGCACAGAACUCAUCUUAUGAUGGAACAUACCCGGACUCGAGUACAGGUUGUGCAGCGUAUGAUGACCUUAGUUCUGAUUCUGAGUAUUUAUUUUAUCAGUUAAUGGUAAUACCAUCGGUUCUAGAGUUCAUACUAUUGUCCUUCAUGAUUACAAGACAAACGAAAUGGCUAGACAAAUGUUGGUCAAGACCUGGUAUAUUGUACCCAAUGGAUAUAUACGAAAUGAAUAACAGACUAUCCUUUAUCGCUGCAUUUGGUGCUAUUUCCUUUCUGUUCUAUGAAGUUAUAUUGAACAGUAGAUAUAUCUUCCCUUUUACUGGACAUGUGGGUGUACGAUUUUUUGUGAUAUUAUUCUCAGUAGUGUGCUAUGGAUUCAUCUAUUUCCCAAUAUUUGCAGCCUUGACCUUGAAAUCCCCGAUUGGAUACGCCAUUGGAUCAUUACAUGUUUGGGUGUUUACAUAUAAAGCUUAUGAUGAUACAUUUGGAUGUGCUUCCGAAAUAAACAGUUUGGACCAGUUUCUUGUUGUGUUAAGAGACUGGCCUAAACUCCUUGCAAUAUCAUAUUUAGCAAUCGCCAUGCCUGUUCGAUUUUUAAUUUCUAUGAAAUUGUUCCCUCACAUACCAAUGAUAAAUCCAAGAGAAAAUACAGUUGGACCUAUGAAAGAUGAAUUGGAGAAAACUCGAUGUUCAAUUCAUGGCAGAUAUAUUCGUAAAAUACUAGAUCAACCGGUAGAAACUGUUGAAGAAGAAAAAGUUAUUGAUGGCUGUAGAGGGAAGUUGUUAAGUUGCUGUAAAGAUCUCAUGAAGCCAUGGAUAUACAAAAAUAAUCCGGAAUUCAAAUACUCUGCAAGAAUAUUGUCCGUUUAUUUUGUAUGUUUUAUUCUGAUUUAUAAGAUAUCUGCAGAGUUUCUCUUUUUUCUGGUUCCCCUGUUUGAUUAUUUGUUGUUGUACAUAGCAGCCAUUAUGGAGUAUAUAGGAUGGUACCCGAGUAUUUAUGACACGCCAGAUAUAGAAUCAGCAAGAAAUCUCCUGUAUAUUAUAUACUAUUCUGUUGACUCUAUGAAAAUAUGUUUUAUUUGCGCCUGUGUCAUUGAAGUAAUGCUGUCUUGUUUGAUAAUCUUCCACAUGAUAUCUUCUUACAGGAAGAAUCUUAUUGGAUUAUAUAAAGGCUCCCAAAUACACAUACCUCCACGAUCGGAGAAAAGUAACCCUAGCAUAAUGGUUGGAACAAUGAGGUAUACAGGAUAUCAAGUAGGGUAUAUAUUAUGGGGAUAUCUUAUACAGUGGUCAAUAUUCUUUCUGAUUUUCAACGUCAUCGCCUUAAUAAUUACUUUAUACAGAGUUGGAUCUGCAGAUUUCAUAACUAUUCUUAUCAAACAGUUAUGGCCUGCACCAAUAACAGCUCUAGCAUUAAACUUGAUCCAGAUACUCCUGGCAAAGUUUGUGUUUUUACAGGAAAGAGGAAACCUUCUGGCAAUAGAUAAUAGACGAGGAUUUUUCUUUUUAACCUAUUUUGUUUUCUUCUACAACACCUUUUUGGGGGUAAUAUCAUGUCUCCUUCGGAUAAUCAAAGCUAUUGUGAUUGGUGCAUUAUUUCUGGGACGCCUUGACCAUAGUACAUUACCUCGAAGGUUCCAACUUAUGGAUCCAGGAUUUGACGCCUAUGUUGGAUUCAUGCAUAUGGAGAACGCUCAUUUCAAUCCAAUUGUGCUGACGUUUCUGUCUCUUUUGAAAAGGAAGACAGCUAGUGACACAAAAAAUAACAAGGACAUUGACAAUGAACUUUAUGACGUUAAAUACAUCAUGAAAGGUUACCCUCAUAGAUUAGCCAUCCGUAGAUGGCAGCUUGCAUGUAUGUUGCAUUAUAAUCCACAACUACGCAUAAUGAGAAAACAGUAUCUAUCUAAACUUCAACCUAGCAAGACUUAUGAUGUUACAUCGAAAGCUCAAGUCAAACAUUCUGUGUCAGUGACAAUUCCAGAAAAAGAUGUGCAAAUGAAAGUUUGA
Molecule: messenger RNA, 2056 nt
Organism: Mytilus trossulus (common blue mussel)
Lineage: Eukaryota; Metazoa; Mollusca; Bivalvia; Mytilida; Mytilidae
Product: receptor for retinol uptake stra6-like
Exons: 19
Coding region: 14-2056 (680 amino acids)
Biological process (GO): vitamin A import into cell
Cellular component (GO): plasma membrane
Molecular function (GO): retinol transmembrane transporter activity; signaling receptor activity
Source: RefSeq, a predicted model, not a curated record